AUCGCGUGCUCACCCGUUCACGAUGCAGUCGAACGGGAAGAGAGUCGCGUUCGUUCGGUCGUUGCCGCAGUGUUUCGGUUGAUCUCGUAGCGAUCGAUUCGCUACGUUCCGUUUCUCUCGAUCGGUAUCUCCGCUUCGACGCGCGCGAUCGAUCCGCUUUGGCCUGGCGUUUGAUGCGAUCGAAAACGCGAGUUUUUCUCGUAGGAACCCGGGAAGAUUUUGAUCGCGUGUUUUUUAUUUAUUUUUUUUUUUUUUUUAUUCGUCAAGUUAGACGCGCGCACGCGCUACACGGUUGCCUCGAAAAGGUUCGAAGAGUUAGCGCGCAACUUGUUGCCCGUCGAGCCGACGGAACAAGGAGUGGUCGUGAUCGUGAUCGUGUUUCGCGAUCGGUACCCGUCCGUCGAACGAAUCAAUAAAGAGGAAAUUUGUUUUACGGAGAAAGGUAAAUCGGCUAGCGUGUAACCGUAGUAUCGUUGCUUCGUUGUCGACGCAUCGCCAGUGGCACACUUGUCGCUUGGAAAGCAGUAUAGACUUUCUCCUUCUCGUUCGUCGCACGACCGCGACGUCUUUCGUCUCCUUUUCCUCGUCAUCUUUUCUUUCUUACUCUUCUUCUUCUUAGGAGAGACUCGCGGUUGGAACGUACGACAGGGUCGAUUGGCUUAACUACGAGGAGAAGGAGAACGACGAAGAAUAGGGAGAAAGAAAGGUGAACGAUUUGUAGAAAAAGUAUCGCUGGUAGAGCGGUGACAAAAGCGAUACGUGGUUCGGUCAACCGUGGAAGGCGCGGAGGCACGAAUUAAGAGAGAAAAUAAGAGAAAGAGAAGGAAAAGGAGGAGAGGGGACAGGUGAGCGCGUGUGCGCGCGCGCGACCGUUUAAAAGGAAGAGGGAAACGCUGGGCAAUCAAAGAAAGAGAAAGAAGAAGAAGAAGAAGAAUAAAGAAAAGAGCGUUCGUAUCAGCGUAGAUCCACGGUGACCGAUCAAGAUGAGGGUGCAUCGUGGGAUUUGCGCGAAACUUCAGGGAGGCUUCCUGCGACGAUGGUGGGCAGCGGUUGCCGUUGGAGCGUUGAUGAUCAUCGUGGCGGCAAUUUUAGCGGCGGUCUUUCCGAAAUUGGUCGACGUUCUGUUGAACAGGGAGAUCGCGUUGCGCGAUGGCGGUCGCACAUUCGGAUGGUGGAGGGAGCCCCCCGUUUCGCCUCAGCUGAGCGUCUACAUCUACAACGUGACGAAUGCCGACGGAUUUUUGAACGACGCUGAGAAACCGACCCUCGAGGAGCUCGGUCCGUACGUGUACUUGCAACACUGGGAAAAGGUCGAGGUGAAAUUCAACGACAACGACACGGUGUCGUACAGAGUGAAGAAGCAGUAUGUCUUUUCACCGGAACUCUCGGUCGGCUCGGAGGAUGAUCUGGUGGUGGUGCCGAACGUGCCGAUGCUUUCGGCUACCAGUCAAUCGAAGCACGCGGCCCGAUUUCUUCGAUUGGCGAUGGCCUCGAUCAUGGAUAUCCUUCGAAUAAAACCGUUCGUCGAGGUAUCGGUCGGUCAGCUGCUAUGGGGUUACGAGGACCCGUUGCUCAAAUUGGCCAAGGACGUGGUGCCGAAAGAGCAGAAGCUACCAUACGACCAGUUCGGUUUGCUGUACGGUAAGAACAGCACGAUGCCGGAUUGGUACACCAUCUUCACGGGGCAAGGGGACAUCGGCAAGUACGGGGUUCUGGACAAGUGGAACGGAAAGAGCAGCCUCGGCCAUUGGACCGUGCCGGAGUGCGACGGAAUCGCCGGUAGCGACGGCAGUAUCUUUCCUCCGCGCAUCACCAAACAGACGGUCCUGAAGAUAUUCGACAAAGAUCUCUGCCGGGCUCUACCUCUCACCUUUAAGGAGGAGGUAACAACCGCGGGUGGUGUACCGGGAUUCAGAUUCGUUCCGGCGAAGGACGCGUUCGCCUCCCCGAGCAGACUGGAGUCGCAACGAUGCUACUGUCCCGCAGGGCCACCCUGCGCGCCCGAAGGAACCUUCAACGUGUCCCUUUGCCAAUACGAUUCACCGGUUCUCAUCAGUUUUCCGCAUUUCUAUCUCGCUGACCCACGGCUCCGAGAAGCGGUGAACGGAAUAUCCGCACCUGUACAAGAGAAACAUCAAUUCUUCAUCGACGUACAGCCGAAGAUGGGGGCGGCGCUGCGUGCCAAAGCGAGAGUGCAGAUCAAUCUAGCCGUUAGCCAAGUGCGAGACAUCAAGCAAGUCGCCUCGUUCCCGGACAUUAUCUUCCCUAUCAUGUGGUUCGAAGACGGUAUCGACGAGCUUCCAGAGGAGAUGCGAAGCCUGAUGAAGAUGGCCGUGGACGUUCCUCCGGUUGCGCGAGCCGCGGUCUCCGGUGCUCUGGCAGCGAUCGGAACGAUCGUUCUGAUAGGCGCGCUGGUGUGCUUGGCACGCGCCGCGAAACGUCAGGAGAAGCUUCACCUGAGCAACCCGUUGCCCUCGAACGCGACAUCCGGGAAGAGCGGACAGUUGAAUCCGGCGUUCCAAAACUCCUCGGCUUCCAAGUAGCCACCGCGCGACCGUUCGCCGUUUAUCUUCGAAUUUCCAGCGAGAUCUUGACGCGCGGCGACCCGCCUACGCGUCGGCCGCUUCGCGGUUAUCGUACGCGACGCGAAUCGACGCUAUUCGGGUCGACGCGUUACCUGUACAAACUAGACGGACGGGAUACCAGUACGCUUCGCCGCGUAACGGUAACUCACCGGUUACGAGGACUUUUACCUCUUUUUUUUUUUUUUUCUUCUUUUUUCUCGAAGAGGUUACGCGAGACUCACCUUCGGGCGGUCGCGAGAUCGGCGUCCGAUUAAUCGUCGGGACCGUUUUUGCGCGAAACUGUACGUACGCGCGUAGAAAUGUAAAGAGGGAGUGAGAGAGAGGGGAAGAGAAACGUUAGGGGGGAUGAGAGGGGGACAAAUGUAGGUGAAAUUUCGUGGAGAACUGUCCUCCGUAUUGCGGUGGCCGACCAAAGAGUGUACGCGUCGGUGCUGGAUGCUGCCGACGACGGCAGCGUCGCCGAAGAAACAAUUCCGUCCAAGGAUCGAUCGAUCGCGGCUCGUCCUGGCUGCGAUCCAUACCAUUUUCUUAUUGUUAUCGGUUGUUCGUUCGUCUCUAUAACUAUAAGUACACAUGUAUGUAUGUAUUCCGUUGUAAACGCGUUACUCGACAGAUAGAUUACGAUUAGAUAUUUAGGUGAAUUUAGUUUUGUACAACGGGGCGCCGAUCAUUUAAACGAUAGAUAGCGAAAUAUCGUAUUAGCUUGGAAGCCGUGUCGAUUCGUGAUGAGUAAGAAUCGACGCGGCGUGGAAAGGAGAGAGGAGUGGAAGGCGUGCGAAAGAGAUACGAAUCUCAGCUGAACGGUUUCGCGAUAAACGUCCGGCGACGAAAGAGCCUCGAUUAAUUGCGUGUCGAACGAAAGAAAAAUGCGAGAUCCACGUUUUAUCUCGCUUCUUUGAAAAUGUCGUACGACCUAGGUUAUCAGUCAUCGCGAGAACCUACUCGUGCGUGAAACGAUUCCGUUUACAUUUUGCGACUUUAUCGCGAAUCCGAUUCGGUUAACCAAAGAUUGCUUCGCGACCGUACGCUUUCGCGUUCGCCGCGAAACGGACGGAUGAAAGGAAGGCUUUCGGAAACGGGGGGAGGGUAUAUCGAAAUCGAAGAAACAAUAAAUAUCUUUCAGGCGAAACAACGAAA
Messenger RNA from Osmia bicornis bicornis, 3722 nucleotides. RefSeq names its product scavenger receptor class B member 1 (gene emp). Bases 984 to 2543 code for a protein of 519 amino acids. NCBI's taxonomy places the organism in Eukaryota, Metazoa, Arthropoda, Insecta, Hymenoptera, Megachilidae. The transcript has 6 exons. The record is from RefSeq and is a predicted model, not a curated record. Gene Ontology annotation, cellular component: lysosome; membrane; cytoplasm. Gene Ontology annotation, molecular function: scavenger receptor activity.